AUGUUCACCUCGCUGGACCACCAAUACAAGUCUGCAGCGCCAGUAUCUAACUUGACAAAAAACUUGAUGUCUUCGGGGCAAAAGAUGUCAAAUGCUGCCCCUACUUCAAGGGCAGACCAUAUCACGAGUCAACAUGUUCAUUCAGAUUCUUCGCAUAAGCACAUGCCGGCUGGCCUGGUGGCACAUUCCCAGAAUCUCGAUCAUCAACAGACAUUUCCCUUUCCUUCAUCUUCGUCGCUGUUCACAUCGAACUUUCCUCAAGAGUCCAGCAUUUACGGCCUGAAUGGCAUCCCCAAACUGAACAAUAGCAUGAACUACAUUCCCUUGGGUCAUAAUGCACCAACGAUAAUCUCGUCUUCGUAUACCUCUAAUCACUCACAUACACCUUCUUUCCAGAGUGCUGCGACUCAUCUUAUGGACAGAAGCGACAGCAACGUCACCUCCAAUGCGAUAUCGGCCCCAGUAAUGCAGACCCACCUAGCGCCUAACGUUCAGACGGGUUUUCUUCCUUCGUCUUAUAGCAAAGCUCCCAUGGGACACGGACUUCCAACGACAAACCUUCUGAUGAAUUCGGUAAAUUCGAGCUUGAGUGUCUUUCAUCAUCCGCAUGAUCCCCACAGAUCCAGUUUUUCAGCUACUCCUCAACUGUAUCAGUCACAAUUUGAACACCCCACCUCUCAACAGUUUCUCCACGAUCAAAUGGCUCAGUCUCUUCCAACAGGUGGUUUUGCGAGUCGCUCCCUUCAUCCUUACCUGCAACGAUCGUCUUUGGCUAAGGACUCUCCAGGUCGAAUUACUUCCAAUUUGCAGCCUCCCUCACUGAUACCACUGCUAAGUUCUAAUCCUCCUAGUGGAAGCACGCUGAACUUCAGUCAAAUUCAUCAUUUUUUCGCUCCAGACCAUUAUAUGACGUAUGAUGAAUACUUGGAGAAGCUCAACAAGAGGGAUGCCGAGGCUCCACCAACAGACGAUAACGGCUACGACGAACAUUUAAACAUUGUAAAGUUUCCAGUCAAUGAUCUUAUCACAAUGCUUGCUUGCCUUUUAACGAAGAUCAUAGAGGCUAAUGAUAAGCUCCACCCUAAUCAUUUUGAUACAACGAUUGCAAUUAGACAAAAAUUGAAGGAAGAAAAGAAAAAGAAAAAGUUAGAGAAGGAGAGAUCACGACAACAUGCAGUUGACAGUAUGACAUAUUCAGAUGACGGUAUCAAUACCACUGUCGAGCACAUCGACGAUGACUAUGCAAACUCCUCUGGAGACGAGCAAGACAGCGAAGACGAGCUCAAAAAUAGAUACUUGGCCAACGUGCUUGCAUUUCAUGGUACAAACAUUCCGGGCAUUACAUUGAACGCAUACCUCACCAGAGUGCUCAAAUAUUGUCCCGUUACAAACGAGGUAUUUCUUUCCCUUCUAGUGUAUUUUGACCGAAUUGCAAAGAAGGCCAAUAAUUUGAAAAAGUCCCACGGGUCUGACGACAACAGUGGAGAAGCUGAGCAGCUAUUUGUCAUGGAUUCGUACAAUAUUCACCGGUUGAUCAUCCUGGGGAUAACUGUGAGCUCGAAAUUUUUCAGUGACAUCUUCUACAAAAAUCUCAGAUACGCCAAGGUUGGAGGGUUGCCAUUGGAAGAACUCAAUUACUUGGAAUUGCAGUUUCUUCUACUACUCGACUUCAAGCUUAUGAUCUCAGUUGAAGAUCUACAGAAUUAUGGAGACCUUUUGCUCAAGUUCUGGAAACGUGAGCAAUUAGCUGGAGACCUAGUGGACAACGCCAACAAGGCAGAGGCGGAGUCCGCAGCAGCCAAUACAUGA
Messenger RNA from Candidozyma auris, 1809 nucleotides. It is a transcript of the gene PCL7, whose product is annotated as Pcl7p. Gene Ontology annotation, molecular function: cyclin-dependent protein serine/threonine kinase regulator activity; protein kinase binding. Gene Ontology annotation, biological process: regulation of cyclin-dependent protein serine/threonine kinase activity. Gene Ontology annotation, cellular component: nucleus; cyclin-dependent protein kinase holoenzyme complex. NCBI's taxonomy places the organism in Eukaryota, Fungi, Ascomycota, Pichiomycetes, Serinales, Metschnikowiaceae. The transcript has a single exon. The coding region runs from base 1 to 1809 and encodes 602 amino acids. The record is from RefSeq and is a predicted model, not a curated record.